Molecule: messenger RNA, 474 nt
Organism: Vicia faba (fava bean)
Lineage: Eukaryota; Viridiplantae; Streptophyta; Magnoliopsida; Fabales; Fabaceae
Source: the annotation of a GenBank genome assembly
AUGGCUGAAGCUUCAAAUACAUCAAGGUUUACUUCAACAAGCUUGAAAGAAGUUGGAAAAUUGCUUGGCCAAUAUUUUGGGCUAUUGUUUGCAAUAAUCGCAUUUGUAUCAAUCAAUACAAGCAAGGAAAAGUCUCUACUUUUAAUGGCUUUGGCUUUCAUGGUUACUCUUUACUAUACAGUUUUGGUACUUGUCAAAGUGUUGCAGCUUCACGUUCCAUUAAUGAUAUUGGUUAAUCUUUUACUUGGAGCUCUUGUUUCACUUUUAGCUUUGAUGAUUAUUUCUCCUAUAAUUGCUUGGACUUAUUUGGGCUUGUGGAUUUUCUUCAUCUUUGGUUUGGUGUGCUAUAAAAAUGGAAAAGAGAUCUAUCUAAUGAUUCCAACAAGGAUAAAAAGUUGUAUUCAAAGUCAACUUGACAAACACAUUAAUAUUCACAAUUUGGAGUUACAUGGAGUUGAGUCACUUCCUGUCUAG